Mesorhabditis spiculigera is the source of this 1836-nucleotide messenger RNA. Lineage: Eukaryota; Metazoa; Nematoda; Chromadorea; Rhabditida; Rhabditidae. The record is from the annotation of a GenBank genome assembly.
AUGAUGGAUGGACUUAGUGAGAUCCCGCUACCGUCGCAACCCGUCGAGCAUCAACCCGCCUGGAAGUCAGCCCAAGACGCCUUACACCGGAUGGGCUACAACAACACGCCGCAGAAGAAGCCGCCGAUGCCUCCCAGCCUAAUGCAACAGUACCCAUGGAUGGCGGCCGCGCUCGGUACGGUUUCGCCGGUCGCCUCCAACAACGCCCCGACGCCCCCGAACCCAUAUACCGUUUCCCCGUAUGGUCAAAGACCCGUGCCGAACCAGCAGCAGCCACCACGCAACAACUCCUGGAACCCGCAGCCCCAUCAGCGCUUCCAGGGCCCGCCAAUGAACAAUGGCCCAAACAACAUGUACCAAACGAUGCCCCACACUUACGGUCAACCGCCCGGCCAACGGCCCGUCAAGUUCGCGAUCAAGCCGUUGAACAGCAGCUUUGUCUCGAGCAACCCGCGUCCGAUGGUCGUGCCCGGCACGGCCGUCCCGGUCGGCGGUGGACCGUUUGCUGGCGCCCCUCCGUCUGUGAUGAACUACAUCCAGCGCGCGCGCAUGGCCAUCGAAGACAAAGAUGCCCCCAGGCUUACCGAGUACCUUGAGAAGCGGCUUCGGCCGCUCCUCUCCUCCGGCACGGCCGGCAUCAUCAACUGGGACAACGAACCGUUGCCCCACACACUCAAUUUUCAAGUCAAGACGAUGUGGACACCGGCCCACCAAUUGCCCGGGAAAUAUAACAGCCAAAAAGCGCGGCGCUCCGACGAGAUGUCCACCCCGGAGAAGAAGCUGAGCAAGAAGGAGCGCAAGCGCCGCGAGCACGACCAGGCGGCAGCUACGGCUACCGAUUAUAGCAACAAGGCAAAGAAGGCUAAGAAGUCGGUUGAGCAACAUCUAGGAAAGCAGAAUGAGCAUCAAAAGGUCUACAGCCAGAUGCAGCUCCAGGCGCAGAAGCAGCAACAAAAGAAGGACCGAUGGCAAGUGGAUGUGAAUACGGACAAGUUGAAUGCCCGUGGCGCAAGGUUUGCCUCAAAAUCCCAAGAAAACACGACGAAGCCCUCCUUCACGCUCUCCUUCAACCCGACGGUAAGGACACGACAGCCGGUAAUCCACGGGACGUGCCAGACGAUCCCAAAAGCCUUCUUUAGGCUCACCGCGGCUCCCGAUCCGUCACUGGUUCGCCCUCUGCCCGUGUUGAGGAAGGCGCUGGAGUUUGUGAAAGAAAAAUACCGGUCUGGGACCGAGUACUCCUUUGUCUCCAGCCAACUUCGCAGCAUUCGCCAGGAUUUAACGGUGCAACGCAUCCGUAACGCCUUCACGGUUUUGGUCUACGAGACGCAUGCGCGCAUUUGUUUGGAAAAUAAGGACCGCGAGGAGUUCAACCAGUGCCAAAACCAGCUAAAGAGCCUUUACGCUGAUGUGGAGGAGGGGUGCCCGCACAGAAAUGAGUUCACAGCCUACCGCCUGCUCUACUUCAUCUACAUGAACAACGGGACCGACGUGAUGAAUUUGUUGCGAGACGUCACCGACGAGAUGCGCGAGGACGAGUGUAUGGAGUAUGCGCUGAAGGUACGGGAGGCGGUUGGCAGGAAGAACUACCCGAAGCUUCUCAAGCUGGCCGAGCACGCGCCACGCAUGUGCGGCUACCUGAUGGACAUGUUCAUCGACCGGGAACGCAAGGCUUUCCUCGAUGUCCUCGGCGCAUCUCACUGCGCUAUGCCCAUCAGCGCCACCGUCCUCUGCCGGUGGUUCAGCAUGGGCAAGCAGGAGCUGGUCGAGUGGCUCGCCCCGCACGGCUUCACCCCCGACGCCAAGGGCAAUGUCAGCUUCAAGCCGGCAAAAAAC